Messenger RNA from Paraphaeosphaeria sporulosa, 1907 nucleotides. RefSeq lists its product as uncharacterized. Lineage: Eukaryota; Fungi; Ascomycota; Dothideomycetes; Pleosporales; Didymosphaeriaceae. The record is from RefSeq and is a predicted model, not a curated record. Gene Ontology annotation, biological process: formation of cytoplasmic translation initiation complex; translational initiation; formation of translation preinitiation complex. Gene Ontology annotation, molecular function: eukaryotic initiation factor eIF2 binding; GDP-dissociation inhibitor activity; translation initiation factor activity. Gene Ontology annotation, cellular component: cytosol. The coding region runs from base 485 to 1786 and encodes 433 amino acids. The transcript is spliced from 2 exons.
CCCGCCCGCUGCACGCUCGACUCCCCACACAGCCACACAAGCCCGCUCAAAAUUCACGCCCGCCAGUGAAGACACUGCGCAAACCCUCGCCGCACCAGCAAACCCCGCCACGCACACUGCAGAGUCGCAAGCCCGCGACCGCCUGCCAAACCGCCACCUCGCACCUUAGACCCCCCACUACCCUCCAGCCCGCCUCGUCAACUGGCAUAUGUAUUCGCGCCAAAGGAACGCUUUCCGACUCGACCCUCCCCCCGAGCUGCAAUCAUUUCGCAGUACGCGGAAACCUAGCAGUAUCCACCACUGCACCAACGGCUAGGCCACCUCACGACGUCCGCACGUCCACAAACCACCCUGCACGCACCUAGAGUCUGCAUUUACUGCAUGUCUCUUUCGGCCCUCAAAAACACUCGCAGUGUUUCCAUAGCCGCCCGCCCGCUACCGCAGAAAUAAAUUCCAGCUCAACCAGACCCCCACCACCGCAACCAUGGCCACCAUCAACGUCCGCCGCGAUGUUACCGACCCCUUCUACCGCUACAAGAUGGAGCGCAUCCAGUCCAAGAUUGAGGGCAAGGGUAACGGCAUCAAGACCGUCAUCGUCAACCUGACCAGCGUUGCCAACUCGCUCGACCGUCCUCCUGCUUACCUCAUCAAGUACUUCGGCUUCGAGCUGGGCGCCCAGACGAACACGAACCCAGCCGACGACCGCUGGAUCAUCAACGGCGCCCACGAUGCCAGCAAGCUCCAGGACUACCUGGACGGCUUCAUCUCUAAGUUCGUCCUCUGCAAGAAAUGCAAGAACCCCGAGACCGUCAUGGAAGUCAAGAACGGGGGCAUCACCGAGGACUGCAAGGCCUGCGGCCAGAUCUCCCAGGUCGACUUGCGCUUGAAGCUGAGCGGCUUCAUCCUCAAGAACGAGCCGAAGAAGGGCAAGAAGGACAAGGCCACGAAAAAGGCUGAGCGCCGUGCCCGCAAGGCGGCCGGAAAAGGAGGCGACGAUGAUGAGAACGCGUCCCAGAACGGCAGCCCUGGCGAUAGUGCAUCUGACCACGGUGAUGAGAACGGCGACUACGGUAUUGCAGCCGGUAGCGAUGAUGAGCUCACCCGCCAGAUUGAAGACGGCGCUCUUGACAUCGACGACGUGCCCGAGGAGAAGGAGGUCCAGUGGGCCACCGACUUCUCCGCCGAUGCCGUCAAGUCUCGUGCUGAGGUCCUUCCCGAGGAUCUCAAGCGUGCUGCCAUCAACCCCGCCGAGUUCGCCGAAGAUGCCGAAGAUGGCGAUGGCGGUCCUUCCGUCUAUGACGAGUUUGGUAAAUGGAUUCUCGACACUGCUGCUGAGAAGGGCAGCGUCGACAAGGUCGACAGUGUCGAGGUCUACGUCAAGGCCAAGGAGCUCGGCAUUGAGAGCAAGCACCGCACGCUCACGGUGCUCGCACAGACCAUCUUCGACAAGAACAUUGUCAAGCAGAUCGACAGCCGUGCCGGCAUGCUCAAGAAGAUGAUCACCUCGGAGAAGCACGAAAAGGCUUUCCUCGGCGGCACCGAGCGCUUCGUCGGCAUCGACCACCCCGAGCUCAUCCCCCAGGUCUCCGCCAUCCUCAUCAAGUACUACCAGAACGACCUUGUCGAGGAAGAGCAGCUCAAGGCGUGGGGCUCGAAGGCCAGCAAGAAGUACGUCGACAUCAAGACGAGCAAGCAGGUGCGCCGCUCGGCGGAGAAGUUCAUCGAGUGGCUCGACCAGGCGGAGAGCGAUGACGAGGAUGAGGACGAGGACGAGGACUCCGAGUAGGAGGUCAUCGGUCCAUCCGCCGCCUGUUGCAUGUGACGGCCGCGUGGCCGGCUAGGGGCCUGGACGCUUUGAUCUUGUCUACUUGCUGCUUUGCUUGUCUGCAUUGGGUAUUGAGUUGACG